CAAGCAUCUAAAUAGUCUCAGGAUGGGAGGUGAAGACCACAACAGCUCCGGGUUGCCUCCCUUCAUCUUGACAGGACUGCCAGGGAUGGAGACCUCCCAGCAUUGGUUGUUUCUGCUCCUUGGUGUCCUUUACACCAUCUCCAUAGUGGGCAAUGCCCUGAUACUUUUCAUCAUCAAGGAAGAACAGAGUCUGCAUCAGCCCAUGUACUACUUCCUGUCUCUAUUGUCAGGCAAUGACCUGGGUGUGUCUUUCUCCACACUGCCCACAGUCCUGGCUGUGUUUUGCUUCCACUUAAGAGAAAUAAGUUUUAAUUCUUGCAUGUCCCAAAUGUUCUUUAUCCACCUUUUCUCUUUCAUGGAGUCUGGUAUCCUGCUGGCCAUGAGCUUUGAUCGCUAUGUAGCCAUCUGUAACCCACUGCGCUAUUCCACAGUGCUCACUGAUGCCCGGGUGGUGUGGAUGGGGGUGUGUGUGUUCCUUCGAAGUUUCUGCAUGAUUUUCCCAUUACCUUUCCUCCUGAAGAGGUUGCCCUUCUGCAAGGCUAAUGUGCUCUCCCAUGCCUACUGCCUUCAUCCAGAUCUGAUUCGCCUGCCCUGUGGUGACACUUCUAUUAAUAACAUAUUUGGUCUAUCCAUUGUCAUCUCUACCUUCGGACUUGAUUCUGCACUCAUUCUACUCUCUUAUGUGCUCAUCCUUCACUCCGUACUGGCUAUUGCUUCCCGGGAAGAAAGGUUGAAAACUCUGAACACAUGUGUUUCACACCUGUGUGCUGUGCUAAUUUUCUACGUGCCUAAGGUAGGUGUGUCCAUGUUUGCCCGCUAUGGGAGGCAUGCUCCACAUUAUGUACACACACUCCUGUCACUUAUCUAUCUCUUUGUUCCUCCAAUGCUUAACCCUGUCAUCUAUUCCAUCAAAACCAAGGAGAUUCGUAGGAGGCUUUCCAAAAUCCUGCUGGGAACCAAGAGUAGAAUGUUGUAA
Messenger RNA from Peromyscus eremicus (cactus mouse), 976 nucleotides. RefSeq names its product olfactory receptor 51I2-like. Gene Ontology annotation, cellular component: membrane. Lineage: Eukaryota; Metazoa; Chordata; Mammalia; Rodentia; Cricetidae. Gene Ontology annotation, biological process: G protein-coupled receptor signaling pathway. Gene Ontology annotation, molecular function: olfactory receptor activity; G protein-coupled receptor activity. The transcript has a single exon. The coding region runs from base 23 to 976 and encodes 317 amino acids. The record is from RefSeq and is a predicted model, not a curated record.